AUUUAGAUCAGCAGGUUGUUUAGGUGUGUAACACACACAAAAAAAGAGGAACUACAUGUUAAUUAAGAAAAAUAGACCAAUAGGAGAGUCUUUGGAAUAUGCUCAAAAUAAUCAAACACACAAGAGUAUUUAUUUCAGACUGCUUCCUGUGGUGAAUCACACUCUGAUCUCACUACAAGCACUGAUACUUAGAGGCUAGUAACCUUGCAACCUUACAGCUUCAGCAGCCUGUGUUUCUGAUAAAGGAGUUUUGGGGAAAAGGUGUCCUGAAGAUGUGGUUUUAUUUGAUAACCCUCAUGGCCGUAUCCCAUCAUGCACUGGAAACCAACCCAGGACUGGAGAGCGUGAUUACCCAGAAGGCACUGGAAUACGCUAAGCAGGUUGGAGCGAGCUUGGCACAGGAGCAUCUGGGAGGCAUGACUAUCCCAGAUAUGACAGGCAGUAUCAGCAUCUCUCCUUUUGGCAAUGUGGACUACUCACUAAGUGGGAUGCACGUGGUCAACUUCAACCUCCCUGAGCCUGAGGUGGGGUUUGUUGAAGAGGCUGGGAUCAAGAUUGGAAUCAGUGGAAUGAGCGUUGCAAUAAAUGGAAACUGGAGAGACCAGUACGACCUGAUAAGAGACAGUGGCUCCUUCGACUUGACGGUGUACGGACUGACGGUGUCUGUGUUGGUAGGGGUGGGCUCUGAUUCCACCGGCUGCCUCAUAGUGUCCAGCGCCAACUGCGAUGCCAGCGUGGCGGAUCUGGAGGUGACGUUCCACGGAGGUACCAGUUGGCUGUAUAACCUCUUUACAAAUAUAAUAAAAGGUCUAGUUCAUGAACAACUCAAUAAAAAGCUGUGCCCGAUGAUCAGUGAGUAUAUCGACGGGUUGGAGCCUCUUAUUCAGAAGAUAAACGUGUCCUAUCAAUAUGACCCCUAUGUUGUGUUUGAGUUUCCUCUCAUCCACCCUCCUGCCAUCGGGACCUCUAACAUGGAGUUUGAUUGUAAGGGGGAGUUCUACAGUGUUGAGCAUCGCGGGGAGUUCCCUUUCACCCCUGAGCAGUUCCAGCUCCAUGAUCAGAACCACAUGAUCUCUGUGGGACUCUCCCAGUCUUCCGCAAACUCUGCUGGCUUCGCUUACCACUCCGCUGGGGUCCUCCGGAUCAGGCUCACUGACAGCAUGAUUCCCAGAGUGUCUCCUAUCAGACUCAACACUACCAGCUUUGAGUCCUUUGUCCCGGAGCUUCCCAAGCGCUACCCCGGCAUGCUGAUGGUGGUGGAUUUGUUUAGCAGCCAGCAGCCGCUCAUCACUUUCCAGCCAGACAACGUGACUGCGCAGGCCUUCGGAGCCGCCAAGGUGUACGUCAUCCUGCCCAACGCCACCCUGGUGCCCGUCUUCGUGCUGGACAUUUGUGCCAGCUUCAGUGCCAAGCUAUUCAUGUCCGGUUUGAAACUCACUGGAUCCAUGACUCUGAAUAAUGUCAGUCUAAGCCUGGCCUCUUCUGAACUGGGGCCAUUCCAGACAAAAUCUAUGGAGAAUGUGAUCCGAGCAGGAAUACAUCUGGCAGUGCUGCCUGAGGUGAACGCAAAGCUGAAGCGUGGCAUCCCUCUCCCUGCCACUCCGAAGGUCAGUCUGGACAAUCCUGUCCUCAAGGUCAAUCAGGGGUUUGUAAUGUUAGCCACUGACAUUUCCUACAGUCCCUGAGCACGGGAAGACCCAAGAGCAGGAAGCUUCUUGUAAAUCUCUGAUGAGAAUGCGUCCUCUGUCAUCCACCAUGGGGUGUGACUAUACCCAAUCCUUCCUGCUGUGCUGCAGCAUGCUCUGGGAAGCCAGGCUGCAGUGUUUUCUAUAUAGAUUUUGCUGUCUGAUUUAUUGUCUAAAUCACUUCUCAAUUGUGGUAAUUUGAUUUGAAAUAAUCGUUUCGAAAGCAUUCACUGCUUGAUCUGCGGUGAGAAAGCGCCAGUUUAACUGAAUGCAAAACAUGACUUGGAGUUUCAGUUAUAUUACAGACUUCAUUAUUAUAAAUCAUCAUUCCCACAGCUCAAUCAAUAAAACCUUCCUGUGCUGAAUGGAAAACAAGUCCCUAAAUCUGGAGUGGGAAAAACAAGUUUGAGUCUCUAAGCUUUUGAAUUCAGUUGAUUGAGUUCACUGAUGUAGUUUUUUUUUUUCUGCAGCUUUGUAUAAUAAAUGUUUGCUGCUGAUGCCCCAGGGAAGUCUGUAAACAACAUGUUUCUCUCAAAGUCUUUACUGGAUCAAUAAACUCUUCUGCUACA
Messenger RNA from Polyodon spathula (Mississippi paddlefish), 2254 nucleotides. Its product is annotated as bactericidal permeability-increasing protein-like. The record is from RefSeq and is a predicted model, not a curated record. Gene Ontology annotation, molecular function: lipid binding. The transcript is spliced from 16 exons. The coding region runs from base 273 to 1685 and encodes 470 amino acids. Lineage: Eukaryota; Metazoa; Chordata; Actinopteri; Acipenseriformes; Polyodontidae.